AUGGCUAACAACGUAUUGGACCCUUCAGCACUUGUUGGAAUUCUUCUUAACUUGCUGCCACUGACAAACAAGACCUUGGCAUCUCCUCAUGAUGGUUUGGCAGCGCUUGUUCACACAGCCUUUUCUGCACUUUCGUUUCGUUUGAUUGCAACGGAUGAUACAUCUUCCGCGAAGGAGCACUCUAAUAACGUCCUUCCUGAUGAUUGGAACACCAAAGGACUGGUAGAUCGUACCUUCCGUUACAGGCAUGACCAAAGCGGUCUUGAGUUUGUUGUGAAGGUCAUCAAGCUUGGUCAGCGUACAUUGAUCAGUGCAAUUGCUGUCGAAAAUGACAAGUCUGUGUCUCUGGAUGUUGCAACAAACGACUUUGUCUCACCGUCGUUUUACCCCUAUGACGCAGCCAAGUCGGACGCCCCGCCGCUGGUCCAUGGCUUCAUUUCGUCCAACCGUAUCACGGAUUUCAUAUCUCAGCUCAAGCUCAAAAUAAUACAGAAACUUAUUCCGGGACUGCGCAAAGAAGGAUAUAUCGAAGAAACUGAGGAUUCAUCCAGUAAUGCUGGACCUGCUCCCCGUGCCGAGAAUCCCCCUCCUGCCCGUCCACGACCAGACUCGCCACCUUAUCCAGAUGACCCAUACCACUUACCGCCUGGUUUGCGACCCCGUAAUCCGCUGGAGAUCGGUCGUCGAGACCUUGAUCCCUUUGGUGGUAUCAAUCCUUUCCAGCCUCCUUCACUAUUCCCCGGCAAUGGAGGAGACGGGAUGUUUGUUGGUCCAGAUCACCCGAUAUUUGGAAUGAGAGGUAACCGGGGACAGGAGAUGCGAGGGCCAUGGGGUGGAGACGGCUAUCUCCCUCCUAUGGGUGCCCCACCAGGCGCUCGUUUUGAUCCAAUAGGACCAAAUCCUGGCCCCUUCAACCCAAGUUUCAACGGGAGACCCCGACGUGGACCUCCAGGAAGUGGGAACUCGAGAGAUCCUGAUAAUGACGAGUUUAUGCCCCCUGGAGCCGGAGAUAUGUUCAUGUGA
This is a messenger RNA of Suillus subaureus, 1023 nucleotides long. Its product is annotated as PI31 proteasome regulator N-terminal-domain-containing protein. Gene Ontology annotation, biological process: proteasome-mediated ubiquitin-dependent protein catabolic process. Gene Ontology annotation, molecular function: endopeptidase inhibitor activity; proteasome binding. The record is from RefSeq and is a predicted model, not a curated record. Bases 1 to 1023 code for a protein of 340 amino acids. Lineage: Eukaryota; Fungi; Basidiomycota; Agaricomycetes; Boletales; Suillaceae. The transcript is spliced from 3 exons.